AUGCCGAUCCUCCCGGCUAAAACAGCCUCGGACUAUCCGGCGCGGGUCUCUUGCCCUCGCAAUCCCCGGGGACGCAAGGCCUCUCCCGGCUUCCCCAAUUGCGCUUCCCUAGCAGCGCGGCUUGGCUUCCGGAGGGCCGAGCCAUCCCGCGCUGGCUCCUCCUUCCGCAGCUGCCAUCGGGGCUCCCAGCCUGUCUGCCGGCCUGCCUGCCUUCUUUCCUCGCGGGGGAGGAAAGGAAGGAAGGAAGGAAGGUCCGGGCCGCGGCCGGAGAAGCUCCGUAGAGGCGGCCGCUGAGAACUAGGCGAGGUGUUUCUGGUCCCCUUCGCUCGCCUUGCGCGCUCUUCCCAUCGCGAUCGGGGUUGGAGAGUUUUGGCGCGUCCCGGUGAUUUGGGGACGAAUCCCUCUAAUUCACUGAAUGGCUGAUUAAAGUAAACGACAAUUUUGGCUCCCCAGUUUUGGAUCCGACACUGGAGAAAAGUAUCCGGCCUCUUUCUAGGCAGUGUGAGAAGCAGUGUAUGGACCUAAAAGAGAUAGAAAGGUUUUUCCCACUGCCAUGUUAAUACUGCUUACGUUGGGAGCUCUAUUUCCAAAUAUAGUGGCCACGGGACCAGAUGAAUAUCUUCACAAUGGCAGCAACGUUUUUCAAGAGCCAAGGUAUCCUUAUGAAAACAUCAUGUUGCCAGAGGAACACAUCCCAUAUUUUUUAUACAAUAAUCCAGGCAUUGCCACUGUUUGCAGGCAAGAUCCUUUUUGCCCAUAUAAAAAACAUUUGAAGAAAUUGAAAGCUUGUUGGGGUUAUGAGAAAUUCUGCAAGCCAGAAAACAGGUUUGGAUAUCCAACAUGCGAUUAUGCUGAAAUUGGAUGGGCUAAUACCAUUGAGAAAGCCCAGGAUAUUUUCUGGAAGCAAGCUGAUUUUGGUUACGUUAAAGAAAAGAUGAAAGAUGUGAAGACUCAUUGCAAGCCUAAGAAUGCGGGAGAUGCUUCACUUGAAUGUUCCCGUUACCUUCAGUAUUGCAAAGCAACAAAUUUAUAUAUUGAUUUAAGGCAUCCGAAAAGAAACCAUGAUAGAUUUAAUGAAGAUUUCUUCAAGAAAGGUCAAAUAGGUGGCCACUGCAAUAUGAAUACUGAAGCUUUCCUUGCUGAAGGUCAACAAAAGAGUCCUUUGCAAUCUUGGUUUGCUGAACUCCAGACGUACGCAGAGAUGAGCUCCAGACCAUUGGAAGAUGGCAGCUGUGAUGUCAUUGUUGAGAAGCCAACAUAUUUCAUGAAGCUUGAUGCAGGUGUCAACAUGUACCAUCAUUUUUGUGACUUUGUGAAUCUUUACAUCACUCAGCAUGUUACCAACACCUUCAGCACUGAUAUCAACAUUGUUAUGUGGGAUACUAGUACAUAUGGAUAUGGAGAUUUAUUCAGUGAAACAUGGAAAGCAUUUACAGACUAUGAAAUAAUACAUUUGAAAUCGUAUGAUUCAAAAAGGGUCUGCUUUAAAGAAGCAGUUUUUACACUAUUGCCUCGAAUGAGGUUUGGCCUGUUUUAUAAUACACCAUUGAUCUCCGGCUGUCAUGGGACAGGAUUAUUCAGAGCCUUUUCCCAACACGUGUUGCACAGAUUAAAUAUCACCCAAGAUGGGCCUAAGGAUGGGAAAAUCAGAGUUACAAUACUUGCCCGGACUACAGAGUAUAGAAAGAUAUUAAACCAGAAUGAGCUUGCCAAUGCUUUAAAAACACUGCCAUUAUUUGAUGUCCAAAUAGUGAAUUACAAAUACAAGGAGCUCGAAUUUAAGGAGCAGCUGAAGAUAACCCACAAUUCUGAUAUCUUCAUUGGAAUGCAUGGAGCAGGCCUUACUCAUCUUCUCUUUUUGCCAGAUUGGGCUGUCAUCUUUGAACUGUACAAUUGUAAAGAUGAACGUUGCUACUUAGAUCUUGCAAGGCUGAGAGGCAUCCAUUACAUCACCUGGCAGAAGAAGGAUAAAGUGUUCCCUCAGGAUGAGGGGCAUCACCCGACAUUAGGAAAACAUCCAAAGUUUACAAAUUACACCUUCGAUGUGGAAGAAUUUGUCCGUCUGGUUCUGUUGGCAGCUGAUCAUGUGUCACAACACUCCAAAUGGCCAUUUAGGAGAAAACAUGAUGAAUUCUAGGUCAGAUAAUUGGCCUCCUUUGCAGAGUUUUUAAAUACUAAAGUGUUCAGAAUGUCGGCUCUUUUGAAGUAGAAUCAUGAAUUAUGAACUUGUUUGAAGAGGGAGAAGUGAAAAAGGUUAAAUGGGCAGGAGUCAUAUAUAAUGUCUCCCUCCAAGCAUGUUAUUUCUGUAUUAUUACUUUCUUACUGACAAUCCCUGUCCUAAUUUACUUGAGGAAUUUGCAUUAUGCAUGAUCUAUUUAAGGUGACCAUGUUUGCACUAUAAUCUUCCUAUUUAUUUUAGGAUUGUCAGCUUCAUUGCUUCAGAGCAGUGAAGUGAAAGAUAAGCACACUGGACCUUUCCCCCCCCCCCUGCUUCUUUUUGUGACAUGUAGCAAGACCUUUGCAGCCUCGUAUCUCCCUCCCUCCCUCCCUCCCUCCCUCCCUCCCUUCCUUCCUUCCUUCCUUCCUUCCUCAGCACUGACAGUGAUCUGGAAAUGAAAAUCCAGCUGAGCUGCAUCUAGUCAGUAUUUUUUUUUAUGUAAUGGAAAAGCUAAGAAAUCAGGUUGAUAAUGCAGCUUAGGUAUGACUUGCUUAAAUGUUACACUUUUUUUAAAGUAGCAAAUCACAGCUGAGGGAAGGGGAUUUUGGCAUGAAAUUCACAGAGGGGCCAAGUCCUUAGCAGUGCAAUCCCGAUCUGGCACUCUGACUUCAUUUUUAAUUAAAAGGGAAGUGUCUUUCUGAAAUACACUUAUCCAUGUUUUUGUUUCUAUUGCUAUAUGCAUUUCACAUUAUACUGUCAUUAUACAGGUAAUCCUCGGUUAAUGACCAUUUAUUCAGCAACCAUUCAAAGUUAUGACAGGGCUGAAUGAGGAGACUUGUGCCUGGUCCUCAAAGUUGUGGCCAUUGCAGCUUCCCCUUGGUCUUGUGAUCCUGAUUCAGGCACUUGGCAACUGGCUUGCAAUUACAAUGAUUGCAGCAUCCUGUGGUCAUAUGGCUACUAUUUGCAACUCCCGCUGCUAGAUUCCAACAAGCAAAGGCAAUGGGGAAGCCAGCAGGAGGUCGCAAAUAGCGAUCACAUGACAAGGUUCUUUUAAUGGCAAUAGAGCUGCUGGAACUGUUGUCAUAAAUCAGUGUAGUCAUUGUCACUUCUUGACAAAGUUAUUGGUACCCAUUGUCAUUGUUAACUGAGGACUACCUGCACAUUUAGUUUUACUCAUUAAUCAUUCCUCUGUUUGCUUCCUUGUGGGUGUACAUGUUUCAUUACACAUGAGAUGGCAGGUGUAUGGAUGAAAUAUUUUAAUUUGUUACCGUAGCAGUUUUCUCCAUGGGAUUAUAAAACGCGGUGGCGCAGUGGUUAGAGUGCAGUACUGCAGGCUACUUCUGCUGAUCACCAGCUGCCAGCAGUUUGGCAGAUUGAAUCUCACCAGGCUCAAGGUUGAUUCAGCCUUCCAUCCUUCCGAGGUGGGUAAAAUGAGGACCCAGAUUGUUGGGGGCAAUAGGCUGACUCUGUAAACCGCUUAGAGAGGGCUGUAAAGUUUUUUGGGGUGUGUGUGGAGGGAGAAUGUACAGUAUACAAUUGUAUACAAUUCAAUUGUAUAGAAUUGAAUAGUAUUUCCUAAAUAAUUUUCCAUGAAUGUACAUCAGGCAGGGCUGUCAAACUCGCAGGCCAGAUGCAUCACGCGCUGGCCACGCCCACGCCUGGUGUAGCAAAAGGGGGGAAAAAAUCCCGAUAUGUUAUAUGACUCUGCCGUGAGGCCGCGAGUUUGACACUCCUGAAUGUACAUCAUUGGCUAUGUUUCAUUUAAUUGUGAUGCACCUUCCGAAAGUCCAAAUGGGCCUAGAAUAGAUAGGUCCCUGUUACUAAAUUUCUUGUCGUUUCUUAUGGAAAUAACCACAAUAUUAAAUAAUAAUAACAUUAUACGUGUAUACACAAUAUACCCAUACAGCGAAAUUCACUUAACACCCAAAGACCAGGUCCAACACACAUAACAAUCCCCAAACACAUUCCCACCCAUUACAAUUCCCCACCCCUAAACCAUCCAAACAUCCACACAACAGACCAAGUAAUGCUGUCCAACAGCUCACUCAUGGUGGCCCUUUAGUUGAUUGUUGAGUGCAAUUAUGGCUCUGGGAUAAAAACUAUUCAGAAAAUGUGUGGUCCGAGUUUUAAUUGUUCUGUAUCUUCUGCCAGAAGGCAACAGUCCAAAAAGAUUGUAAGCAGGUUGGGAAGAGUCUCUGAGAAUGUUAUGCAACUUUCUCAAACAGUGAGAUUCAAAGAUGUCAUCCAGGGCUGGUAUCUGGAGCCCAAUGAUAUUCUGGGCAGUUUUAACGAUUCUCUGUAGAGCUUUUUUGUCCGCUACAGAGCUGCUCCCAUACCAUGCAAGAAUGCCGUAUGUCAGGACACUCUCAAUGGUGCUGCAAUAGUAGGACAGAAGUAGAUGUUGAGAUAGAUUUACCUUCCUGAGCAUUCUCAGGAAGUACAGCCUCUUCUGUGCCUUCUUCACAAGCAUGUUAACAUUCAUAGUCCAUGAGAGGUCCUCCGAGAUAUAAAUGCCCAGAAAUUUAAAACUACCCCCCCUCUCCACCUCCUCACCAUUUAUGUACAAUGAUAAAUGUACAUCUCUCUUCCUCCUGAAGUCAAUUAUAAGUUCUUUAGUUUUUUUGGUGUUAAGUGUGAGAUUAUUUUCUUUACACCACACAGGUAUCCCUUAUCCCUUAUCUGUAUCCCUUGCCAUUGAGAGUAUAGGGGGAAAAAAAGCAUAAGAAUGAUAUUGAUUCUAAUUUGCACUGUUUGUAGCUGGAAUGCUUGCAAAUUUUGAUUUAGGGUGUUCCGCCCUUGACAAAAAGGACUCCUCCUUAUUUGUAUGCAAAAGCAGACAAGCAUAAAUACUUGGAUGAUACAUAAUGAUUGAUCUUAUUGACCCCUUUUUAAAUAAUCCAAAGCGAUUGUUUAGAGAGUGGCCCUAAUGGCUGUUGUGUUUAUAGGAGCGGAUGAAAAA
Molecule: messenger RNA, 5117 nt
Organism: Pantherophis guttatus
Lineage: Eukaryota; Metazoa; Chordata; Lepidosauria; Squamata; Colubridae
Gene: EOGT
Product: EGF domain specific O-linked N-acetylglucosamine transferase
Cellular component (GO): endoplasmic reticulum lumen
Molecular function (GO): protein O-acetylglucosaminyltransferase activity
Source: RefSeq, a predicted model, not a curated record